AGGGAAAAAGGCACACAAUAAAAAAGGACAACCUUUAGUUUAAUGCCUCUCCCCCUCCCCCUCAUUUCUUUUAAAACUUCAAAACCAAUCACCAAAAACUCACAUACAAAAACACACACACAAACUAACCUAAAACCACUCCAAUCCCAUUUACAUCAAAUCAUAAAACACACACAACCAAACCAAGACCACUUGAAAAAAAAUCAAGAACUGAACAAAGAAAAAUGAGAGGUAGAGAAGGCAAAGGCCCUCCCUCCACCGAUCUCCUGGUAUGCUUCCCCACUCGGGCUCACCUCUCCCUCAUGCCAAAGCCCGUAUCCAGCCCGGCCCGGCCCCACCACCGCCGCCGCCCCUCCCUCCUCAAAUCCACCACCACCAACACCACCGCCGCCAGGUGGGCCCGCAGCAAGAGCAACAACAACGAGGCUGACUCGGAGCCGACCUCCCCGAAAGUGACCUGCGCCGGGCAAAUCAAGGUCCGCUCAUCGAAGCCGAAUUCAUGCAAGAACUGGCAAUCGGUGAUGGAGGAGAUCGAGCGGAUGCACAACCACAAGAAGCGCCCGCCCUGGGCCGCCGCGCUAGGCUUCAAGAAGGAGGCCAUGCAGUUUUUAGCAUGCCUGCGCAACCUCCGCUUCGACUUCCGCUGCUUCGGAUCCAUCCCCGCCGCCGAGAUCAGCUCGGAUGACGACGAAGAAGAAUUAGAUGACGACGGCGACGAUAACAAGGGAGGAGCUGUGUUUUCGAAGUGGUUCAUGAUUUUGCAAGAGGAGAACAGUCAAUUGAGGAAAGAGGAGGAAAGUGUGGCGGCGGAGGCAAUUGUUAAUGAGGCGGCGCCGCCGGCGAAUGCGCUGAUGCUGAUGCGGUGCAGGUCGGCGCCGGCGAAGAGCUGGCUGGAGGAGAAAGAGGAGGAGGAGAGAGAAGAAGAAGAAGAGAAGGGGGCGGAAUUUUGUGAAUUUGCGGUGGAGAUUGGGAAGGAGGAUUGGAUUCAAGAGAGGAUUUGCAGAAGCAGGAGUUGGAAGAGAUGAUGCUUUCACAGACGGUUUGAUUUUAUUUUUAUUUUAUUUACUUUUUCAUGCUACUAAGGUUAAUGUUUUUUUUAAAGAUUAAAUAGUUUGUGUUAAGACAUAAAACUGAUUUAUAUUUGUGGUGGGGAAAUUUGUAUGUGGUUUUUAUGAUUGAGAAGUGUACUAAUUUGUGUACAGCAAGUAAUUUUUCCAUUUUAAUUGUCAUUUCAUAUA
Messenger RNA from Salvia splendens (bonfire salvia), 1238 nucleotides. RefSeq lists its product as uncharacterized. Lineage: Eukaryota; Viridiplantae; Streptophyta; Magnoliopsida; Lamiales; Lamiaceae. The record is from RefSeq and is a predicted model, not a curated record. The transcript has a single exon. The coding region runs from base 225 to 1025 and encodes 266 amino acids.